CUGGGGUGUUACCUUGACGACUCAGGACCCUGUCAGCUCAGUUCCUCCCAUCAUCUCUGACAGAUAGAUAGCAGGAAAAGAAAGUAUCAGCAGCGUCCCUCAGCUACUACACAAGGCACACAAGCGCAUACACACACUGGCAAGCAGACAAAAUGACCCUGCUCCCGCUGGCAUGGACACUGUGGACAGUAUCGCUGUGGACAUCAGGUUCCAGCCAAUUCCUGCAGCACGGACACGUCACUGUUUUUUACCCCAAGAUCCUCAGUACAGAGGUUAUUUAUUGUGACUGCGCCAACAUGUCCUGUGUCUCUGUGUACUGGUUCCGCAGUAUUUCCAAGCACAGCAAAGUAACCCUACAGUUCCUCGGAACAUGCAACAACGCUGGCAUAGAUUCCUAUGGGGAUGGGCUGGACAAAACACGGUUCAAGAUCAGCAGAAAGAGCAGCACGUCCUUUACGCUGCGCAUCACCAAUGUGACAGAAGAGGACACAGGGUUUUAUUCUUGUGUUCUUAAGGACAGGAAACACGCAGAAUCAUGGAAGACUGUGGUUCAUCUUCAGCCGGGAGUGAACGCUCCAACAUUACCUCCUCCUACAAAACGCAAACCACCGGUCAAGCCAAUAUGUAGAUGUCCUAAGAAGAAAUCACAGGAUGGCUGCGGCUCCCUGGUGUUUUGGCCGUUGGUUGGACUUAUUGCCGGCCUGGCUGUCGCUCUCCUCUGCAUACUGUACUACUUCAGCCGGCUACCCAAAAAAUGCCGGCACAACUUUGUGAAGUGA
Messenger RNA from Centropristis striata (black sea bass), 779 nucleotides. RefSeq names its product cd8 beta (gene cd8b). The record is from RefSeq and is a predicted model, not a curated record. Gene Ontology annotation, biological process: regulation of immune response. Gene Ontology annotation, molecular function: MHC class I protein binding; coreceptor activity. Lineage: Eukaryota; Metazoa; Chordata; Actinopteri; Perciformes; Serranidae. Bases 153 to 779 code for a protein of 208 amino acids. Gene Ontology annotation, cellular component: cell surface. The transcript has 5 exons.